Messenger RNA from Diceros bicornis minor, 3341 nucleotides. RefSeq names its product N-acylsphingosine amidohydrolase 2 (gene ASAH2). The record is from RefSeq and is a predicted model, not a curated record. Bases 433 to 2790 code for a protein of 785 amino acids. Gene Ontology annotation, molecular function: N-acylsphingosine amidohydrolase activity. Gene Ontology annotation, biological process: ceramide catabolic process; sphingosine biosynthetic process; long-chain fatty acid biosynthetic process. The transcript has 24 exons. Lineage: Eukaryota; Metazoa; Chordata; Mammalia; Perissodactyla; Rhinocerotidae. Gene Ontology annotation, cellular component: extracellular region.
CUCACACCCUCUCCAAAUGCCUCCGCAUGAAAUAUUUCAGUCCAGAAGUGACACAUGUCACUGCCACAGCCCAUUGACCAGGAAUUACCACGGGGUCAGAAAGCAUAACUUUCCUCUGUGCCCACAAAGGAGUGGAGGACCAGAUAUGAACGAGUGCCACAAGUCUUGACCACAGUGACCUUGGUAGGUUUCAGAAAGUGCCGAGAAGUUUUAGCCAAGUAACGUGCAAGGGGGAAGGAAACAAGAUUCUGGACCAUCAUUUGCUUUAUUGGAAUGCAGUUCUUUUGAGUGGUCGAAUCAGGGCUUACAAAAUGUGUAGGAUCCUUCUGAUCACUGAAGAUGGAGAUUUUACUAAUGCUUGGCUUGAAACCAGAGAUGCCAACCCCCUUUUCCAUGCCAUUUUCUCAUCAGGUGGUAAUUGGAACUUAGAACAUGAAGCUUAAAUGCCAAAGAGAAAUGGCCAAACGCACCUUCUCCAUGUUAGAGACAUUCCUGAUUUUCCUCCUUGUGAUGAUGACUGCGAUCACAGUGGCCCUUCUCAGCCUCUUGUUUAUCACCAGUGGGACCAUUGAAAAUAACAAAGAUUCAGGUUAUUCGACCACCCAGAGCCGUCAGGCCACCCAGGGCCCUCUGGCCACACAAGGCUCCACAGCCGCUCAAGGCUCCACACUGACCCAGGGCCCCACAGCCACCCAGGUGUCUCCAGGGACUAGCACCCCAGAGCCACCUCUAUUUCAGAACUUCAGUGGCUACAAUAUCGGUGUUGGGCGAGCUGACUGCACAGGACAAGUAGCAGAUAUUACUUUGAUGGGCUACGGCAAAACUGGUCAGCAUGCACGGGGCAUCCUCACAAGGUUGUACAGUCGUGCUUUCAUCGUGGCAGAACCUGACGGGUCAAAUCGAAUGGUGUUUGUCAGUAUUGACAUAGGCAUGGUAUCCCAACGACUCAGGCUUGAGGUCCUGAACAGACUUCGGAUUAAAUAUGGCUCCCUGUACAGAAGAGACAAUGUCAUCCUGAGUGGCACUCACACACACUCGGGUCCAGCCGGAUAUUUCCAGUAUACUCUAUUUUUAAUUGCCAGUGAAGGAUACAGCAAUCGAACUUUUGAGUACAUGGUCACUGGUAUCGUGAAGAGCAUUGAGAUAGCACACACAAAUAUGAAACCAGGCAAGAUCUUUAUCAACAAAGGAAAUGUGGAUGGUGCACAGAUCAAUCGAAGCCCUUAUUCUUACCUUCAGAAUCCUCAGUCAGAGAGAGCAAGGUAUUCUUCAAAUACAGACAAGGAAAUGAUAAUCUUAAAAAUGGUAGAUUUGAAUGGAGACGACCUGGGUCAUAUCAGCUGGUUUGCCAUCCACCCAGUCAGCAUGAACAACAGCAAUCACCUUGUAAAUAGCGACAAUAUGGGCUAUGCAUCUUACCUUUUCGAGCAAGAAAAGAACAAAAGAUAUCUACCUGGAGAGGGACCAUAUGUAGCAGCUUUUGCUUCAUCAAACCUGGGAGAUGUGUCCCCCAAUAUUCUUGGCCCACAUUGCGUCAACACGGGAGAGUCUUGUGAUAAUGCCAAUAGCUCUUGUCCCAUCGGAGGGCCUGACAUGUGCAUUGCUAUGGGACCUGGACGGGAUAUGUUCGACAGCACACAAAUUAUAGGACGGAUCAUAUAUCAGAGAGCAAAGGAACUGUAUGCCUCUGCCUCCCAAGAAGUAACUGGAUCACUGGCUUCAGCUCAUCAGUGGGUGAAUAUGACGGAUGUCACCAUUUGGCUCAAUUCUACACAUGUGGCAAAAACAUGUAAACCAGCAUUGGGCUACAGUUUUGCUGCUGGCACCAUCGAUGGAGUUGGAGGACUCAAUUUUUCUCAGGGGACAGUGGAAGGGAAUCCAUUUUGGGACACUAUUCGGGAUCAGAUCCUGGGCAACCCAUCUGAAGAAAUCAAAGAAUGUCAUAAACCAAAGCCAAUCCUUUUUCACACUGGAGAGCUGUCAAUACCUCAUCCCUGGCACCCAGAUAUUGUUGAUAUUCAGAUUAUUACUCUUGGGUCCCUGGCUAUAACUGCCAUCCCUGGGGAGUUUACGACCAUGUCUGGACGAAGAUUUCGGGAGGCAGUUCAAGCAGAAUUUGCAUCUUAUGGGAUGCAGAACAUGACUGUCGUUACUUCAGGUCUAUGCAAUGUCUAUACACAUUACAUUACCACCUAUGAAGAAUACCAGGCUCAGCGGUAUGAGGCAGCAUCUACAAUUUAUGGACCACAUACUCUGUCUGCUUACAUCCAGCUCUUCAGAGUCCUUGCUAAGGCCAUUGCUACGGACUCAGUAGCCAACCUGAGCAGUGGUCCAGAGCCUCCAUUUUUCAAACAACUGAUAACCACUUUAAUUCCUAACAUUGCGGAUAGAGCACCAAAGGGCAAAACUUUUGGGGAUGUCCUGCAGCCGGUGGAACCUAAAUACAGAGUGGGAGAAGUUGCUGAAGUUACAUUUGUAGGUGCUAACCCAAAGAAUUCAGCAGAAAAUCGGACCCAUCAGACCUUCCUCACUGUGGAGAAAUAUGAGGCCACUUCAGCAACGUGGCAGGUAGUGCAUAAUGAUGCCUCCUGGGAGACUCGUUUCUACUGGCACAAAGGAUCACUGGGUCAAAGCAAUGCAACGAUACAAUGGUAUAUUCCAGAUACUGCCCAGCCUGGAAUCUACAGAAUAAGAUACUUUGGACACUAUCGGAAGCAGGACUUUCUCAAGCCCGCUGUCAUACUUUCAUUUGAAAGCACUUCCUCUACUUUUGAAGUUGUAACUACUUAGUGAAAAGUUGACAGAUCAUUUAAAGAGCAGCUGUACUCUGUAUAAUUUGUGUAACUGAUUUCACGUGAAUGUAAACUAUUAUGAUGACUUCUAUAAUUGUCCCUGUAUGGGGACAGAUAGUUUGCUGCUAAUGGAAUAGAGGAGUGUGUGUGUGUGUGUGUGUGUGUGUGUGUGUGUGAUGUGUGUGUCCCAUUUAUCUUCCUCUAGCAGCUUUUUAUCUCAUGGUCUACAGCCUAAAGCAUGAUUUCCCCUGGGGCCUUGUAGCUGUUUAAAGGGAUAGUUACCCUCAAUAUGAAACGUCUGGAAUGUUAGUAAGAGUGGUUGAAGAUGUGUCAACAAUGUUUAAACUAUUGACUUAUAGAAUUAUUGAAUGUUAACACUGGAAAAGUUUAAAGAGAUCAUCUAGUUUGAUCCUUCACUUGCAGAUGAGAAAAAUGAAGUUUUAUGGAUUUAAGAUUAGCAUAAGGCUACAGGACCUUCCCCCAGUCACAUUUAAAAAAUGUUAUGUAAAAAUUGACAACAGAUGGGCCGGCCUGGUGGCGCAAGCGGUU